UCAUACACCUGCAGAGCAGCCUCACAGGUAUCUGCUGUUUUAUGCAGACCACCCUGUCGUUGAUCCUGGGAGUUGAUUUCUCCGGUGUAAACAUGCCUCAUCACAGCCUUCCUCUAAGAGAAGACUUUCUCCUGUGCUCCAUCUGUCAGGAUGUGUUCACCCAUCCUGUCACAACACCAUGUGGACACACCUUCUGUAAAUCCUGCAUCACUGACCACUGGGGUCCCAGAGUCCCAUGUCAGUGUCCAACCUGUGAAAAGGUUUUUAAUACAGCCCCCCACAUGGAGGUCAACACUGUGGUCUCAGAGAUGGCUGCUCAGUUCAAACAGUCAGCUGAACAGAAAGAUGAGAGAAACAAGUUGACAGAAGUUCUCUGUGACGUUCUCAGAGCAACCAUGAUGAAAGACGUGACGUCCUGUCUGGAGUUCCUAGUGUGUGUCUUCAUAGUCUGGAUGGUUCUAGGACCAAACUCUCUUGGUUUGGUUCCUCUAAGAGAAGAAUAUGAUGGAAUGAAGCUGGAGAAACUGGAGGCUGAAAUUCAGGAGAUGAUUCAGAGGAAACAACAGAAGAUUGAAGAGAUCAGGCACUCUGUGGAGAUCAGCCAGACUCAUUUUCAGGAAUUCACUGAAUCUGUGGAGAGGAGCCUUAAACACUUUAUUGACAGGGUCGAUGAGAGGCAGAGGAAGGCAGAAGCAGAAGCUGAAGGCUUCAUCAGAGAGCUGGAACAGGAGAUCUCUGAGCUGAAGAAGAGAAGUUCUGACAUAGAGCAGCUCUCUGUCACUCAGCUGGACGAGUCACUCAGUAAAGAGAUACAGAAACAGAUGAAGAGGAUGUUUGCUGAGGCUGAGAUGAAGAGAUUUCAGCAGUAUGCUGUGGAUCUGACUCUGGAUCCUGAUACAGCACAUCCCUAUCUCAUCCUGUCUGAUGAUGGAAAACAAGUUCAUCAUGGUGAUGUUCAGCAACGUGUCCUAACAGAUCAUGGAUUCGACACAGCUCUCUGUGUGUUAUCACAGCAGAGUUUCUCUUCAGGCAGAUUUUAUUUUGAGGUUCAGGUUAAAGGGAAGACUUGCUGGGAUUUAGGAGUGGCUGAAGAAUCAAUCUACUUGAUGGAACAAAUCAUACUGACUCCUGAGGAUGGUUACUGGACAAUAGGGUUGAGGAAUGGAGAUGAGUACAAAGCUCGUAGUGACCCUCCAGUCCGUCUCUCUCUGCAGUCCUGUCCUGAGAAGGUGGGGGUGUUUGUGGAUUAUACGGGGCGUCUGGUUUCCUUUUAUGACGUUGAUACUGCAGCUCUGAUCUACUCCUUCACCCGCUGCCCUUUCAGAGAGAGACUCUACCCAUUCUUCAGUCCCUGUCCUAAUGAUGGUGGUAGAAACUCCGCCCCCCUGGUCAUCUCUCCUGUACGUCACACUGGUUAGACAGAAUCAUUCAAAUGAGUUUCAUCAAGAUUCAUCAAACACAUACUGAGUUAUGCCCCGAUCAUAUUUGGCCUUUUCCAAAUAUUUUGGUGUAAAUCCAUCAUGACUGACUGUAACAGGUUGUAGAGGGUUUUCAACAUUUGGCUGGACUUGUGUAUCAAAUAAAGGAGUGACCAUAC
This is a messenger RNA of Cheilinus undulatus (humphead wrasse), 1597 nucleotides long. RefSeq names its product E3 ubiquitin-protein ligase TRIM21-like. Gene Ontology annotation, molecular function: protein binding. The coding region runs from base 42 to 1418 and encodes 458 amino acids. The transcript has 2 exons. The record is from RefSeq and is a predicted model, not a curated record. NCBI's taxonomy places the organism in Eukaryota, Metazoa, Chordata, Actinopteri, Labriformes, Labridae.